This is a messenger RNA of Pocillopora damicornis (cauliflower coral), 975 nucleotides long. RefSeq names its product growth hormone secretagogue receptor type 1-like. The record is from RefSeq and is a predicted model, not a curated record. Gene Ontology annotation, biological process: G protein-coupled receptor signaling pathway. Gene Ontology annotation, cellular component: membrane. Lineage: Eukaryota; Metazoa; Cnidaria; Anthozoa; Scleractinia; Pocilloporidae. Gene Ontology annotation, molecular function: G protein-coupled receptor activity.
AUGCCGAACACUACAUCACCCCUUCUUGAUUUCGAAUUUCUUUCGAACAGUCGCACAAAUAUCACUUCUGGCGUUUAUUCCGUGUUAGCAAUAACCGCUGCUUUGAAUAUCUUCACAUGUCCUCUCGUAGUUUUACUGAAUAGUCUGGUAAUAGGUGCCGUGAAAACAAAGCGACGUCUGCGUAUAAAAUCCAACAUCUCGCUGGCUUGCUUGGCGACGACAGAUUUUAUUGUAGGACUGCUUGUUCAACCGUUGGCCACAACCAAUUUCAGCUUGUUUUUCACAGGUAGCAGCCUUCAAACCGUGACCCGCACUGUUGUUUGCGUAUCCAGUGCUGUUGGCGAAACAUGCGUUGCAUCUUCGCUUCUCCACUUGUUGUUAAUGAGCGGAGAACGUUAUCUAGCUAUCAAACACCCCUUCGCGUACGAAAAUGGCCUUGUUACUGAAGCUCGUAUUAUCAUGGCAUCUGGUUUGGCGUGGAUGUGUGCGGUGAUUAUCUUUGGCAUCAAAACCAGCUUCCUUCGAGAAAUAGGUGUUGUUUUUAUCUCAGCCGUUAUCUCCACUGUAGUUUAUUGUCAUGUUGUCAUAUACAAAGAAGUUCGUCGCAACACACAGCAAAUCAUUGCUAACCAAGUUUCUUUAGCCGUGAAGGAAAAGUUACUCAAGAAUAAGAGAGCCUUUAACACAACUGUCGUGAUAGUUUUGACACUUUUCCUUCGUUACAUUCCUACUUGCGUUUUGCUGAUUGUUUUCAUUUCCUUAGAUGGAGAAAACUUCUCUGACGUAGGACAAAUCGCUUACUUCCCUAUUACAUUUCUGGCAGUGCUUAAUUCGUCGAUAAACCCACUCAUCUACACUGCAAGAAUCCGACAAUUUCGCGUAGCUAUCUUUCAGAUUUUAACAAGAAAAACGUUUGCUGAAGCUGAGGAAAUUGAAAACAAGAUGUUUGGAGCAAAUCGUGUGGGAGUUGCAUAA